GGAGCCGAAAGCAAGGGCCGCCAACAACGCCGGCCAUGGUGGUCUCUGUCCCGUCGCGAACCGCCGAGCCGCUCGCCCGGCGCGAGUACGUCCGCCGCAAGGUCCGCCUAUCGGCACCCAAGCCGCUGCCUAUCAUCUCUGUCGACGUCUCGCACCAAGUCGGAGGAGGGGCCAGUGGCGGCGGCGGAAGAAGUCCGGCGCGUGCUCCGUUGACGGCGCUGCUCCGCUCUCAGGAGGCGCAGGCCGAGCUGGACGCCCUCAACGAGGAUGCGCUAUGGAAGCACCACUUUCGCGCAGAUCGAUACGUGGCUCCGCAGCUCUCGCCAGAGGCCCGGGCACGGCUUGAGUCGCGUUCGCGCGUCCGCACUUCAGGCGCUGCGUUGCGAGAGACCCACGAGCGCCAUCAUCGGUCGCAUCGCGCAAGGACAGAGGAGCAGCGCCUGGCGGUCAUCGGCGCGAGCUCGGCGUCACUGACCCGCGGGUUGGCGGCAGCCCAGAGCUCGACGGCGUUUGCUCUGCCGCCGACGCCGGCUUCAGACCGACAAAACUCGAUCUACUCACCGCUGACAUCGGACGAGGGCCUGGCGCCGCCGAGCUCGUAUGCUCACGCCAUGCCGAGCGAGGUGCCAGCCCACGCGGCCGACAAGCGCACCCGCCAUGGGGCGGGCAAGGCCUCCCGGGCCGCCAAGUUUGCGGCGCCUCUUCAUGCCGAUGAGGUAUACUAUCCGUCUUACUCGUACUACGUAUACUCGAUGUCUGGCUCGGACGAUGGGCUACGCGGGUAGGACCGCUUCCGAGAGACCAGCGGCGGCGAUGGCGUUGGUGACGGCGGCUAGCGACGGAGCGGGCCGAGUCAGUUGGACGACGGCAACAGCGACGCCAGCGUCGACGCUGGCUGAGAAGGUG
Molecule: messenger RNA, 906 nt
Organism: Thecamonas trahens ATCC 50062
Lineage: Eukaryota; Apusomonadida; Apusomonadidae
Exons: 1
Coding region: 36-785 (249 amino acids)
Source: RefSeq, a predicted model, not a curated record